AUGGAGUUAUUUUCACUAUGGACCAAAGCUGUGUUCAUCAACUUGGCCUUGGCUCUUUAUUCUGAAUCUUCUUUCACCAAAUAUUCAACACACAGAAUGGAAAUAGACUGUAAGCCAUAUGCAAAAUAUAUUGACACAUGUACCACAGAGUAUUAUCCAAUCUGUGCAACUAAUGGAAAAACUUAUUGCAAUAAAUGUAUUUUCUGCAGUUCACUGAGUUCCUCCUUAUUAUGGACCAAAAUCAUUUUCAUCCUGGCCUUGGUGUUUCCUCUUUAUCACGAAAAUACUUUUGCAUUUUCAACAAAAGUCCGUCAGAAGCCUGACUGCGACGUGUAUAAGAACUUCCCAAACAGGUGUACCAGGGAAAGGAAUCCAAUCUGCGCAACAAAUGGACAUACUUAUAGCAAUGAAUGUGUUUUCUGCAGUGCCAUGAUAACCUCUAAAGAAAAAUUUAAUUAUCGGCAUCAUGGUCCUUGCUGA
Chionomys nivalis (European snow vole) is the source of this 480-nucleotide messenger RNA. RefSeq names its product serine protease inhibitor Kazal-type 10-like. The transcript has 7 exons. Bases 1 to 480 code for a protein of 159 amino acids. The record is from RefSeq and is a predicted model, not a curated record. Gene Ontology annotation, molecular function: protein binding. NCBI's taxonomy places the organism in Eukaryota, Metazoa, Chordata, Mammalia, Rodentia, Cricetidae.